Messenger RNA from Haemonchus placei, 423 nucleotides. The record is from the annotation of a GenBank genome assembly. Lineage: Eukaryota; Metazoa; Nematoda; Chromadorea; Rhabditida; Trichostrongylidae.
AUGCCUUUUUAGUUUCGUGUCGCCAACGAAGAACUAUUAGCUCUAUCGAGAAAAUUGACUGAACUCGAUGAGAACGGAGCUCGUCGACAACAGAUCAAAGUGAACUUCCAGGGUCAUACCACUCCGGGAGACACAAAGGACAAUGCACCCGAAAGACUCAUCAGUGGAGUGGAUCCGUUUCUUUUUACGAGGCCCACUUACAAGUCGCUAAUGGUCCUUUUCGACAACUUCCAUCGCGAAGCUGGUAAACCAGAGCCUCGUGUCUCGAAGCAAGAGGACGCACAAGAAUCACUGGCUUUCUUGACCGCAGUACUCCAAUCAAAGGUUAUGCAAGAGGUGUAUGGCUUCCUCAAUAGGAAAAGUAAGCUCGUGAAUUAUAGAGUUACCAGUGAAGAGAUUCAGCUUUACAUAGGAUUUCAAUAG